AUGGCUGAUAUCAUUCUGGGCCCUGCAGUUGAACUAAUCCUUGGCAAGUUGGGCAGAUUUGCAUCCGAUCAGGUCCGACUUCUUUGGACUCUCAAACCCGAGAUACUGAAACUCGGGGACACUGUUGCGGCAAUCCAGGCUGUGCUUCUCGACGCAGAGAAGAAGCAGUCCCACAACCACCAAGUCAAACUCUGGCUCAAGAGGAUCUCCGACGUUAUGUACGAUGCUGAAGAUCUGCUUGACGAUUUCUCCACCGAGGCUGCGCUCCAGAAGCAAGCAGUGACUCACUGGAGGACGGGGAUGGCAUGCUAUCCGAUCUCUUCCCUUCCCAAGCAGUUGAUUUAUCAUUUUAAGAUGGCUCGUGAUUUAAAGGCGAUUCGAGAGAAGCUUGAUGUCAUAUCAAAAGAGAAGGAGGCUUUCAAGUUGGAAAUUGGCUUCGGAGUAAAAGCUCUUCCUUCUUUCAGGGAGACGGAUGCAUGCCCACCCACGAUUGUGAUUGGGAGGGAAGAUGACAGGAAAAACAUCAUUGUGCGACUGCUGAAUCGCAACCCAGAAGCCAGCAUUUCAGUCGUUCCCAUUGUUGGGAUGGGUGGGCUGGGGAAAACCACCCUUGCUCAGCUCGUAUUUGACGACAAACAAGUUCGAGAUUACUUCGAUGUAAAAGCUUGGGUCUAUGUUUCACAGAGCUUUGAUAUCAAAAUGAUUCUCCUAAAAAUGUUGGAAUCCAUAACUCGUCAGAAAGUGGGGGAUCUCAUGUUGGAUGUUUUACAAGCUCAACUCCGGGAGAAAAUCCAAGGCAAGAGGUACUUAUUUGUAUUGGAUGAUGUUUGGGAGGAGAACAGGCGCAGUUGGGAGAAUCUGGGAAAUCAUUUGGCGUUCGGUGCUCUUGGAAGCAAAGUACUGGUGACUACUCGAUCCACUAGAGUGGCAAACUUUGCUGGUGGAGCUCUGAAGUCGAGAACAAGUACCAGUAGCAGCAUUGUGGAACCAUAUUUCUUGGAAGGCUUGUCAGAAGGUGAGAGUUGGCAAAUAUUGCAGGCGAAGUCCCUCCCAAGACAGAUCCCAGCAGAAGUACAACAUAUUGGCAAACAAAUACUAAGGCAAUGUCGUGGAGUUCCUCUUGCUGUGAGCACCAUAGCUGGUGUGUUAGCAGAUUCGACUGAUCCAAAGAUGGAGUGGCCAUCUUUUCUAGAAAAGGGACUUUCUAGCAUCAUGAAUGAAGGAGGGGAAGUUUCUAUUAUGGCCACACUACAAGUCAGCUUCAAUCUUCUCCCCUCUCAUAUGAAACAUUGUUUUACUUAUUGUGGAUUGUUUGAAAAGGGGUUUCGAUUUGGGAUUCCAAUGUUGGUUCGAUUUUGGGUCGCGCAAAGGUACAUUGAGUCGGAAGAUAUAGGCUAUGAUUACUUUAAAACGCUGUGGUGGAGGUCAUUUUUCCAGGAGGUGGAGAUGGACGAGUUAGGGAACUUGUCGACGUGCAGAAUGCACGAUCUCAUGCAUGACUUGGCUGAUUCUAUAGCCGGAGAUAAUAUAAAAAGAAGCACAAGUUCAAGUGUUCUACAAAAUGUUCCUUCAAAGGCUCGUCAUAUAUGCAUAACUCGUGGAGGUUAUGAUAAUCCAAGACAAGAGGACAGUGAUGGUGGUGAUGAGCUUGGAAGCAUGAGUAAGGUACGAACUCUAAUAUGUUUCGAAUCUCUUUCAAACGAAGAACUUGAACAAAUCAUCAACAACUUCUUACGCUUGCGUGUAUUGGUGAUAUGUUCACAUGAUGAAAGUGCUUAUACGUCGUUGAAACUUGUUGGAAAGCUGAAGCAUUUAAGAUAUCUUGGUAUGUUGGGUUUCCACAAAAUGAAAAAUCUUCCAGACUCAAUUGUUAACUUGGUUAAUCUGCAAGUUCUUAACCUCAUCGGUGGCGAGUCACUGCAAGAACUACCAAGGGGCAUUAAGAAGCUUGUUAAUCUGAAGCAUCUUGAUCUCGAUCGAACAAGUUGGAAAAAUUUGAGACAUAUUCCAAAAGGGAUUGGCGAGUUGAAGUUUCUCCAAACCCUACCAAUCUUUGUAGUGGGGAAAAGAAGUAGUUGUAGUGGUAAUGGGGAGAUUGCCGGUGCAGAAUUGAACGAGUUGGAAGGGUUGAAUGCAUUGUGUGGAGAGUUGAUUAUCACAGGCCUGGGAAAUGUCCACUCUCUAAAGAAAAGUGUUGGGCGUGUGACUCGGGCCUAG
This is a messenger RNA of Linum tenue, 2217 nucleotides long. Lineage: Eukaryota; Viridiplantae; Streptophyta; Magnoliopsida; Malpighiales; Linaceae. The record is from the annotation of a GenBank genome assembly.